Molecule: messenger RNA, 1474 nt
Organism: Lycium ferocissimum
Lineage: Eukaryota; Viridiplantae; Streptophyta; Magnoliopsida; Solanales; Solanaceae
Exons: 2
Coding region: 707-1336 (209 amino acids)
Source: RefSeq, a predicted model, not a curated record
GGAUGUAGAAAUGUAUUAGCCCGCAUGCAAAAAAGAGAGACAUCAAGCCGGAUUAUAAACCUUUCCUAAAAUUAUUGGUAGCAUUUUUUAGGUCAGAUAGGGUGAAGUCCUUCCAGGAUGAUUUGAAUGGAUCAAGACACGUCGGUGCAUUUUCCCUCACGCUUCUACUUUUCCUUCUGGAUGUCUUUGGCACAACCAAAGUUGGAAUAGAAGGUAGUCUUUUGCUUGAACUUCUUUUGCAUAUUUUGAAGAACUUUUGCUAGCGAGAGGACAUCCGUGGAUUUGACAAGCAGAGCUGAGACGUUGUGGGUUUAGCUUUAGGAGAACUGGAGCCAUUCUCCUGGUUUCUAAUGCAUGCUUCAAUAACCCCUUUAGGAGAAGAAUCAUCGUGUUUCUCGUUGUCUAUCUCAAACAAUUUGCAGUCUACAACAAAUGAUAAUCCAUCAGAGGCAAAGCAAAAGAAAAAACACACAAUCUCUUUGGAAUACAGCUGAUGUCACCUUGAGCAAAAGCCGAGGAAGAGAUAUUAUUAUUCUGUCCAGCAACAACAACUUUGUUUUCUGAGCAGCUGGAGUUUUCAAAAGGAUACCUGCACUUCACAUAGAUGGUGAAAUUUAUGAAGUUUAAUGAGUCUCUAUGUCCAUGAAAGAUGAGAAUUAGGGUAAACUAGCAGUGAAUUUGUUGUUGUGAGCUAAAUUCCAUUAAAAUGGGGCGACCAGGAUUGAGGAAUUGGGAUAUUUUUUAUGAAGCAAGACGUGGAAAUAAAAAAAGAGAGACUAUUAGUGAUAAUAUUCGUUUCAUGCAAAACAUUUCAAGUUCAAAGAAUGUCGAUGAAGAUUAUUUCGAGUUUUUAAAGCCUCUCUAUAACUACGAUACAAAUUCUCUGUCAUACACAAAUGAACAUGGAAAUGAUGGCAACUAUUAUGAGGUUGAGAUUGAGUAUGAGGAGGAGGAUGAAGCUAACCUGCAGUACAAGAUGGUUUUGACUAAUGCUAAGCCAGAUGGGAAGUCAUAUGUGCUUGAAGCUGAAACAGAGGAAGGGUUACCUGUGUUCAUAAAGUAUGAAAAAGAGUGUGACUGUAAUGAUGAGUAUGUAUGUGCAUGUUGGAAAAAACAGAAAGAUAUAGAGAUGCAAAAGGAUGAGAAAAACUUGCUUCCUACUCGUCGCAAAUUUGAGGUAAAAAAACAGAUAUUUUCAACAGCUAGAUCCAUGGGAGAUGUGGAUGUGAUAUCAAAAACUCUGCACCUACGUUUGUCUCUAUCAAAUCACAAAGGAUUCUUAGUUUCUUACUGUUCAUAUAUUUUUUUUUUUAUAACAUAUUCCGUUCACAAUUAAGCCUACUGCUCUAAACUUCACUUAGCAAUUGACCUCCUAAAACUUGGAAGGUUGUUACAACAUCGAAUAGACAGAUUAAUUUGUUUCUUUUUAGAAUGAAGCAAUAUUAGAAAUAAAUUUACACCUUCCUUGGAGUAA